Messenger RNA from Harpegnathos saltator (Jerdon's jumping ant), 4343 nucleotides. It is a transcript of the gene Regnase-1, whose product is annotated as zinc finger CCCH-type containing protein regnase 1. Gene Ontology annotation, cellular component: cytoplasmic ribonucleoprotein granule; nucleus. Bases 52 to 2418 code for a protein of 788 amino acids. The transcript is spliced from 7 exons. Gene Ontology annotation, molecular function: mRNA binding; RNA endonuclease activity; metal ion binding. NCBI's taxonomy places the organism in Eukaryota, Metazoa, Arthropoda, Insecta, Hymenoptera, Formicidae. The record is from RefSeq and is a predicted model, not a curated record.
GUUCGUUCGUUCGUUCGUUCGUUCGCGUGCGAUGUCGCGGUGCAUGCGACGAUGGACGAAGACGACGACAGUAACAGCGCGCCGCCGUCCGCUGCCACGUGCCACAUUCGCGUCGCGCAGCGACACAUCGAGCCGCUUCGCGGCCGCGCCAAGCAGAUCGCGAAGUUGUUCGGCGUGAAGUUGCUGCUGCCAGCGACGUCGUCGCUACCGACAACGAACCGGGCUGCCGGAGGGUGCGCGACCGAGGCGCUGCUCCGUUGCUCUUCGCCGCGCGGUGGCGGUUCGAAUGCGAGUGAGUCGUUGCUCGUGCCGUUGCGGAUCCUUUCCGAGUGUACCGCCAACGAGGGAAGAGGGGGCAGCCAGGCGAAUACGAUGUGCGAGAUCGCUGUCAGAGUCCAGAGAUACGUGGACUGCACGGUGCUGGGGGCGGGCAGCGUGCCAGACGCCGAGGACUCCUCGUACGACAGCGAUUACGAGGCCGAGGAUUCGACCACGGCAACAACGACGGCGACAGCGGCGGCGGUGCCUCGUCCUCGCUCGGAGUCGCAGGUGUCCCCCGUGACGCACCCGGACGUGUCCCGCACCACGUCCGACACCCUGGCCGCGGAAUUCGCCGAGUACGUCACCAUCCAAGGACCUUCGCCCACGCAGAGUCCAGGUUACACCGCUCGCGUGGAAUUCGCGCUGAAACUUGGUUACACCGAGAAGCUCGUGCAGGCGGCUUUGCAGAAGCUGGGCCCAGACCCUGGUCAGAACGAGUUGCUGGCCGAGCUGAUCAAGCUCGGAGCUACUUACUCGCCGAGACUCAGCGAUGGCCCGGAGGAGGCUGAUGGACUAUUGGAUACCGAGAUGGGCACCGACGACGGCGGAGGAUCAAUCUUGAACUCGACCACAACGAUGACGAUGAAUACGACCUCGUCGGCGGGCUUGAGGCCCGUCGUCAUCGACGGCAGCAACGUCGCCAUGAGCCACGGCAACAAAGAGAUCUUCUCUUGCCGCGGCAUCAAGAUCUGCGUGGAUUGGUUCCGCGCCAGAGGCCACAAGGAGAUCACCGUCUUUGUGCCCAAGUGGCGGAAGGAGGCCUCCAGACCUGACAAUCCCGUCGCCGAUCAGGAGAUCUUGGGCGAGCUCGAGAGGGACCGUCUGCUGGUCUUUACGCCUUCCAGAUUGGUGGGUGGAAAGCGCAUGGUGUGUUACGAUGACCGAUACAUCCUGAGGCUGGCCGCGGAGGUCGACGGCAUCGUUGUUAGCAACGAUAACUACCGGGACCUGGCGCAAGAGAACCCCGAGUUCAGGAGGGUCGUUGAAGAAAGAAUCCUGAUGUAUAGCUUCGUCAACGACCGAUUCAUGCCGCCGGACGAUCCUCUUGGCAGGAGCGGCCCUACCCUAGAAAAUUUCCUCAGGAUCGCGCCCAGGAAGGUCGAACCGGCGCCGCCGUGUCCUUAUGCUAAGAAAUGCACAUACGGGAACAAGUGCAAGUUCCGUCAUCCAGAGAGAGGACCACACCCACACAAGUCCGUGACGGAGCGACUGGUAGAACACGCCCAGCGUCACCUGCAAGCCCGUGGGCCCAGUCUGAGUCUGCCGCUGCCGUCUACGACGUCCGUCUCUCCGCAGCAUCCGCCGCUCUGCAAGACCAGGUCGUCGGUGCCGCCGAGCGUCGUUCAAACCUUGUCGUCCGUGCCGAAGAGUCGAUCGGCGGAGAAUGUUACGUCCGACUUAUCCGCAACUAGUCCUGUCAUGUACAGCCAACAAAUGCCCCCGGCUCAGAGCCCUCAAGCUUAUCCCUCCGUAGUAGGUUGGGCUGCGUCGAGAGUGAGCAAUCCUGAGCCGGAACCGGCGAAUAUGCAUCGCAAAUUACAGCGGCAACUUACUCUGAACCCUGCGUGCGACCCGCGUCUUUAUCAACUUAGGCGAUACCAUCAGCAGCAGCAGCAACCCAGCCAACCGCCGCAACAGCAGCAGCAACAGCAAGCAGUCAUUAAUCCCUCGCGCUCUAGUAUACAACAUCGACCGUUGACGAGACACGCCAGCAACGAGUCGUCGUAUCCAGUUACUGCUAUAAGCUGGGACCAUACCGAGCGACUUCAGCAUCAUCAUCAGCACGUUACACGCAUCGCCUCCGCUCCAGACUCGUAUAGAGCGUGGCCGCCAUGCGGUGCCACCUUGGUACCACCAUCGCGAGUACAAAGGUUGGGUACCUCGGAUCCUCAAUUGAAUCUACUACCGUCACCGCCAUCCGCGAACUUACACGUGCCUUGGGGCACUCAAGCCCAAGACGCCCGGCGUCGUCUGCACUACCAUCUCGCCAACAUAUUUCCCGAGGAGCAAGUGCAGGCCGCCAUGACGAUCCACCCGCAUGAGACCGAUCCGCAGCAGAUAUGCGCCGCCAUCCUGGCGAUGUUUCCUAAGAAUUAGAAUUAAUAGAGGUUGAAAAGUACAGUGUGUGUAAGUACAGAGUAUCCACACGCUCGACCUGCAGCAUGUUGCAAUCGGAAAACUGAUUCCUCGUAAUAGUUCUCUUUUUUAUUUCUGCAGACACGCUGUAUUCUGUGGAGAAAUCAUAAUGCAGAAUAUGAGUAUAUAAUAACGUGGUGAAAACUUAUCGGUUGUAUCGAGUGAUUAGAAGUAAUCUAUUUCUGGAAAUUCUAACAGCUAAAAUUUUUGUAUCUUAUAAUUCUGGAAAAGAAUCUUGCGUUUUCGUCCUGCUAGUAGUGAGCUAGCAUUUCGCGGACAGAGAACGCGGAUAUGAAGAACAACACGCAUAACAUGAUUGUCAUAGAUAGACAUUAUGACAUGUUCUCGUAGAUCUUCGCGUUAUAUGGGAGAUAUUAACGGAGAGGUGAAUGAUUGUGCGCUUACGAACAACGCACGUCAGCCCAGGGCAUUACAGCGCGAGUGUUCGUUGUUAUUCGGGAGUUUAGGUGAUGAAACAUAGAGAGAAAAAAAAUCUGUAUUUUAAUCCGUCGUUUUAAUCGCGCAGAAAUCGCGUCAGUGAUCAUCGUCUCACAUUGAGCCGAUCGACUUCUGUCUUUUCGAUGGCACUCGUGAAAUCGUCUCGCGCUGUUUUCUCAUUAAUCUUCGCUUCUUAAAAGGGAAGGAAAAAGUCUUAACUAUAUUUUUAUAGAUUCACCGAUUUUAUGUACGUUUAUCGCUCUUUUAUUAUCAAGUUUGUCGCAGCUUCUGAUACAAUUUUUAUUAUAUAUAUAAAUAUGUAUAUAUAUAUAUAUGUAUUUUUAUAAUAUACACACACACACAUAUACUUUUUUCACAUAUUUUCAAAUAUUUUCGAUUCAAACUUCAUUGCGUCAUGCGCGAUGAGAAAAUUUCUUGAGACGACAUUGUGAGUGUAAUCGUUCACAUUAGCGGCUGUGAAUUUAUGGGAAGCCUAUAUACACACAUACAUACAUAUAUCGCUCGGCGGUAUAUAAUUUGUAUUAAAAUUGUACAUAAUAUAUACAUAUAUAUGUGUACGCACAAAACAUUUCGGUAACCCGAAACAGGGUGAAUAUAUCGUACAAAUUGUACGAGAAUUAAUUAAGACUUAACCAACUGCUUAUAUCGAUAUUUUUCGUCUCAUAUUGAAGAAUAUUGUAUGAUAUUUUAACUUAUUGGAUUAUCGGUUAUUUCAUAUACACGCGUAUAAGAGCUACGAAUUAAUCGAUAUGUUAGUUCAAUUUAAUUAACUUCCAAAAUAGAAAGGGAAGGGUCCAACAAAGAGUUCUAUUGAUUCAAAUUAAUGUUCUCAUAUCAGAUGUUUUUAUUUGCAUAGCGAACAUAUCACGAUAUUUUUCACAAUAAGUGGAGAAGGAAUGGAUAAUUAAUUUGCAUAUUUAAUACACAUGCUUAAAUUUAUUUUAUAUACACAUACUAUUUUGUGACAAAAUUUUAUAUCAAUCAGGUUACAUUACAUCAGAUUACAAGCGCUUCAGCUCUUUUGAAGAUAAAUAUCCUUUCUUACUCACUGUCUAUCUCUAUAACAAAUGAUAUAUAAGAUUCUAAUAUAUACAUAUGUGUGACAUGUAACAUGUGUACAUCUGUAUAUGGUAAUCUCUCGGAAGCACAAUACUAUGUAUUGUUGAGAAUCUGCGAGUUGCGAAGUUGCAAAUAUUAUAUGAAGUAUGUUGUAUCUAACAAAGAUGAAGAUAAAUACUUAUAAUAUUAUUCUCACUGUGUAAACUAAACAGAGGAAUGUGCGAUAACCGUCUCGGUUGUGGAAGAUUAUUAUGAUUAUUAUUAUUUUAUUAUUAUUUUUAUAAUAAUGUUAAUCUAUGAAAUAUUAUAUAUACCGAGUUUGUAUCAAUGUUAUUCCGAAUGGAUACUACGAGAGAAAUAAAUGUUUU